AUUCUUAUACCAACACAUAUAUACAUACAUAACAUAUUAUAUAUACAGACCACCACCACCCUCCUGGUCUUAUAAGAAUCAUAGGAACAUCAUUUGUUAAUAAAACAGAAAUACUAUUUCUCCAGUACUGGUCUCUUAUAAUUAUUAGAUUUGAGCUAUGAUGGCUUCUUCCUCGGAACUCACCCUUAAUUGCAAACCCCACAAUAGUUAUUCUAUGCUGCUCAAAUCAUUUGGAGGUGAUCAUCUUGGUGCAGUUAAUGACCAGAAUCAGACUCAGAAGCUUGAAGACUUCCUUUCUCGCCUUGAGGAAGAACGUCUCAAGAUUGAUGCCUUUAAGCGUGAACUUCCCCUUUGCAUGCAACUUCUCAACAAUGCCAUGGAGACUUUCAGGCAGCAGCUACAGACGUAUCGUGCAAGCCAAGGUGGACAGCGGCCAGUUCUUGAAGAAUUUAUACCAAUAAAAGUACAAUCAAAUUCGGACUGUUCUGAGAAGACAUUGAACAUGUCUGACAGCAAGGCGAACUGGAUGACUUCGGCUCAGUUAUGGAGCCAAACAAAUGAUAAAACUAAGCAACAACAAACUAUAUCCUCUGCAUCUCCUAAAGAAACUCCGGAUAUUGGUUUUCUUGUUAGUCCAAAUCUAGGUUUAGAUGCCAAACAGAGGAAUGGUACUGGAGCUUUUCUUCCCUUCUCCAAGGAUCGGAGCUCGUGUCCUGCAGGCACAACACGAGGUCUUCCUGAAUUGGCUCUAGCACCACUUGAUAAUAAGGAGAUUGGAGAUAAGAAAUGCCUGGAAAUUAAUGAUAUCGGAAUGUCUAAUUGUUCAAGGGUUGAAAACCCUACGCUAACUGCAGGGAUGAUAACAGAACACGGAAAAACAGCAGGUGUUCAUGAAGAUUUACAAACAGUCAGCACCAACAACGGAAUCACCUCAACCACAACUUCUCAAACUCAUAGGAAGGCGAGGCGGUGUUGGUCACCUGACUUGCACCGCCGCUUUGUCAGUGCUCUUCAGAUACUAGGUGGUUCUCAAGUGGCCACUCCAAAACAAAUCAGGGAACUGAUGAAGGUUGAUGGUUUAACUAAUGAUGAAGUCAAAAGCCAUUUACAGAAGUACAGACUCCACACAAGAAGACCAAGUCCAAGCCCACAAUCCACAGGCACCGGAGCACCUCAGCUGGUGGUUUUAGGAGGAAUAUGGGUCCCAUCUGAGUAUGCCGCGGCACACCAUGGUGGUGCACCUUCCUUGUAUGGUGCACACCCUGGUCAUGUCAAUUCUCCACACUACCCAGUUCCCCAAGAAUACUAUUCAGCACUUGCACCACAAGCACAAGGCCACCACCAGCUGCACAACCAUACCUUGCACCAGCAGCUCCAUAUGUACAAGCAACCUUCUUCGCAGACUCAAAGCUCUCCUCAAUCCGACAUCAGGGGUAAUACUAAUGACCAGUCCGAGAGCAUUGAAGAUGGUAAGUCGGAGAACAGUGCCAGCUGGAAGAAUGACAGUGAAGGCGCCGCAGAGAAUGGAAGAGAAGAGAAGGGGUUAGUGCUUAGGGAAGAUGGGGAAGAGAGCAAUGAAAGUGACAUCACUCUUAAAUUUUAGGGUUAAGAUUGAUUAGUUUAUGUUUAUCUUCUAUUGCUGCAGCUAAUCAAUUAGUUUAUGUUUUCUGCAUUAAUUUAGCUAAAUUCGGAGACUUUAAAAGGUUGAGGGAGAGGGGUAUAUAGGGCAUAAGCAAACAUGACAGUUUGUUCUCUAUCCAUUUGGUUUAUUAAACUAAAGAUUUACAUGGUA
This is a messenger RNA of Daucus carota subsp. sativus, 1792 nucleotides long. RefSeq names its product myb family transcription factor EFM. Bases 158 to 1603 code for a protein of 481 amino acids. Lineage: Eukaryota; Viridiplantae; Streptophyta; Magnoliopsida; Apiales; Apiaceae. Gene Ontology annotation, molecular function: DNA binding; DNA-binding transcription factor activity. The transcript has 4 exons. Gene Ontology annotation, biological process: regulation of DNA-templated transcription. The record is from RefSeq and is a predicted model, not a curated record.